Molecule: messenger RNA, 387 nt
Organism: Blepharisma stoltei
Lineage: Eukaryota; Ciliophora; Heterotrichea; Heterotrichida; Blepharismidae
Source: the annotation of a GenBank genome assembly
AUGCAAAACAUAAAUCCAAACACUAAAUCCCAGCUCCAAAGAGCUAGAACUCCAAUAAUGACUUGUCCAAGACUUGCUCCAGCACCUCCAGUUCCAUCUAUGAUCCCUGUUACUGUUGCCAAAGCUUCUUCAUUCUUAAUUUGCUCAUUUUUGCCUAAAUCUGUCGAAAUAACCCCAGCAAUUAAUAUAUCUGCUCCCCCAAUAAAAAUCCCAAGUAAUAUGUUUAUAAAGAAAAACAUCCACCAGAGCCCAGGAGUCAUAAGGUGAACAAUACCUAACGUUGGAAGUGCUAAAAACAAUAGAAUGCUUACAAAAGGUGCCCUAAUUCCAAGUUUAUCAGUAACCCAUCCCAUUCCAAACCCUCCUAUAAGUGCUCCUAAAUCAUAG